UACCUAGGUAAUUUCCAAACCGGAAAAUACGUGAUCUACCCCAUUAGUCGACGAAUUCUGCCAGCCGGAAAGAAGGACUAGUGCGUUAAUAUACGCCCAUCGAGAUCUGGACUUCAACUACUCCAUGAUACUGUCGCCAAUUACACACUUAAGCGAAUGCGAUAUUGAGCCACUGUCGUCAAAUUAGCCAUCUAGCAUGCCGCUUUUUGCAUUUGGCUCGAACGGCUCGGGCCAACUGGGCAUCGGACAUGAUGAAGAUGUCUCGCUCCCUACAAGAUGCCUGUUUGAAGAAGGCCAGACAUCUUCUGAAGAGGGAGAUGGCACACAGGCGAAGAAUAUCUCCCGUAUCGUUGCCGGAGGAAAUCAUAGCCUGAUCUUGUAUGAAGGCGGAUCGGUAUAUGUCGCCGGCUGUAACGAGGAUGGCAGAUGCGCACAUAAUCUCGCAACAGCGACGCUGCAGAUGUUCAAGCGCGUGAUUGUCAAAAGUGGAGAUGAUGGUACUUGCUAUGAUACGUUCAAGCACGUGUCGGCGACCUGGGAGGGGACGUUCCUGGUUGCUAGAUCUGAGGACCCGUCUGGUGAGGCGGACAGUAUAUUUGUAAUUGGUUCAGGAGCGAAAGGAGAGCUAGGACUUGGACAAGGAUGUACGAAGGCCGUCGAGCCGACAAAGAUCCCUGAUUUUCCUCCUCGAGGAACAAAAGUUGUGUCGAUUGCCAGUGGCAUGGGGCAUACCGUUGUGGUGUUGUCGAAUGGGGAGGUUUAUGGCUGGGGAGGAGCAAGGAAGGGUCAACUUGGGGAAUCAGCCAGGGGAAUGAAGAUUGUAUGGUGUCCUACAAAAGUGGAAGGGAUUCCCUUUCAAGCCAAGGGUGCGGUAUGUGGGCGCGAGUUUACAGUAAUUUCGGGCAACAAGGCCGCAGGGGAAUAUGCCAUUAUUGGCUCAUGCGAUAAUAAGUGGAAUAUACUGUCUGAUGCUCCUGCAUCCCAAUCGUUGACAGACUACCGAGGUAUAGCAGCCAGUUGGCAUGGUGUUUAUGUACAUCAGAACGACUUUUCUGUCAUCGCCUGGGGACGGAAUGAUCGAGGCCAGCUUCCUCCUCCGGACCUGCCUCGGUCUCAGAAACUGGCUGUGGGAAGUGAACAUGUUCUCGCACUUGUUGAUGAGCACACUGUUGCGGCAUUUGGGUGGGGCGAACAUGGCAACUGUGGCCCUGAUAUCGACGCGCAAGGUAACGUGAAUGGAACGUACAAGCAAGUUCCGCUUGCGACGCUUCAUGGCUCUAAGGUUGUCGGCAUUGCUGCAGGCUGUGCAACAAGCUGGAUUAUAACAUCAUGACCACCCUGCAACUAGCAAAAGCCAGGAAAUUUAAUGACUGGUUGAGUCAACUUGCGGACUGGAUCCCGUACGAUCCACCCGCUGGACUUUAAAUUGACGAUAAUGGACAUCAACAAUCUAAUCGAAGAGGCCGAGUCCACGAACCUGCUGAUUGUUAGCUCG
This is a messenger RNA of Aspergillus novofumigatus IBT 16806, 1495 nucleotides long. Its product is annotated as RCC1 domain-containing protein. NCBI's taxonomy places the organism in Eukaryota, Fungi, Ascomycota, Eurotiomycetes, Eurotiales, Aspergillaceae. The record is from RefSeq and is a predicted model, not a curated record. The transcript has 2 exons. Bases 197 to 1333 code for a protein of 378 amino acids.